Molecule: messenger RNA, 898 nt
Organism: Pseudopodoces humilis (Tibetan ground-tit)
Lineage: Eukaryota; Metazoa; Chordata; Aves; Passeriformes; Paridae
Gene: RPS10
Product: ribosomal protein S10
Cellular component (GO): cytosolic small ribosomal subunit
Molecular function (GO): RNA binding; structural constituent of ribosome
Source: RefSeq, a predicted model, not a curated record
UGUCGCGGGAGUAGCCCGUGAUCCGCGGGGGUUCAGUCAUGGCGGAGCACGGGGAGCCCAGCGAGCCCAGGGCCCGGCGGGUCCUGGAGCGCCGCCCGUAGCCGUGUUCCCGUCCCGAGGCGCUGCCGGGGUCCGCACCGGAGGGGCGGGAGGCACCCGCUGCUCCCGGUUCCCGACUUCAGUUUGACUUAACGGCAGCAGUAAUGGUGUCCGUGGCGGGACCGGGACAGGCCCCCCGCGAGCUGCGGCCCUGCCCCAGCUGUGCCCGGUGUCCCGCUGUGACCGACACCGGGCGGGGCCGGUGCUUUCAAGGAGCAAAAGCUGGGACUGCUCCCUUUUCCCUGCCAGGAAGCAGCGAGAUGUUGAUGCCCAAGAAGAACCGAAUCGCCAUCUAUGAGCUGCUGUUCAAGGAGGGGGUGAUGGUGGCCAAGAAGGACGUGCACAUGCCCAAACACCCCGAGCUCGUGGACAAGAAUGUGCCCAACCUGCACGUCAUGAAAGCCAUGCAGUCCCUCAAGUCCCGAGGGUACGUGAAGGAGCAGUUUGCCUGGAGACACUUCUACUGGUACCUGACCAACGAGGGCAUCCAGUACCUGCGGGAUUAUCUCCACCUGCCCCCUGAGAUUGUCCCGGCCACGCUGCGCCGGAGCCGCCCCGAGACCGGCAGGCCCCGGCCCAAAGGUCUGGAGGGCGAGCGCCCAGCGCGGCUCACGCGGGGUGAGGCUGACCGGGACACAUACCGCCGCAGCGCCGUGCCACCUGGUGCUGACAAGAAGGCUGAGGCUGGUGCUGGAGCAGCCACAGAAUUCCAGUUCAGAGGUGGAUUUGGUCGUGGACGUGGUCAGCCCCCACAGUAGAACUUCAUGUUUUGUGUAUAAUAAAAGAGGUGAAAAUGCCA